UUGCGUGUAGUUGGGCUUUGACAGAACACGCUGAAAACACACAUCAUGUAACAGAACGGUUGUGUUGUUUCGCGAAAUUUUGUGUACAAAUAAUUUCUAAACCCGCCGGUUGACCCACUCUUCACUGCAUUCGGCCAACAGCGACCACGGCCACUAUGUUUCACAUAUGGCGCACCACAACUCGCUGCAAACGAGCAGUACCGGGAUACGGUCACAUCCGGCGGAUACUGCAACCAGCGCCUUGCCGGCAGUUCCAUACACCCUGUCCGGUUCGGUAUUGUAGUGCCAAUAGCGUAAGGACGUUUGAUACAAUGUUGACCGCUAGACGUGCGGAGGCCAGAAGAAGCAUACUGGUGCAGGUGAGCUCGGAACGAUCGUACAACGAGUUGUACCAUUACUGUUCCCAGUUCGGCACCAUCGAAAGCUCCCACCACUACCGGGUGGAGGGUGAUGCGGAUGGCGAUUGUCACUACAUACUGCUCGAGUUUAGUUCGUCCGCCCAGGCGGAUGCCGCCAUGCAGUCCGGUGUGUUCAGUACCGAGCGGCCAGGCGUACGUGCGCGGUCCAUUUUCAUGUGGUUCCGCACCGGUCCCAAACCGAAACUAAUCGCACGCGAAGAACCCAAACGACCACUUGCCCUGGUAGCCGGUACAAAUGCGAUCGAAGAAGCGGAACUGAACGGUCUGCUCUCUUCGGCGGAAAGCAUCGACGAUCAGGUGACGAUACUAUAUCGUCUAACGAAGCUUAACGACCUGGGCAAGCGAUUACGCUUCCUGGCCGUGCGACAGCUGGAAUCUUCACUGCAGGGAAUGUUCCCGCAGGCGGUUGCCCAUCCGUUCGGUUCGUCCGUGAAUGGGUACGGUCGGAUGGGAUGCGAUCUGGACGUGAUACUCGAUCUGGACUCACGGUCCGGCGAACCACCGGAUCGAAACUCUCGGCUGGUGUACCACACCAAGGCAACCAAUCCGAACGAACGCACCCAAGUCCAACGGCAGCUGGAAUCGAUCGGAGAUGUGCUGCAGCUGUUUCUGCCCGGCGUUAACAGUGUGCGCCGAAUAUUGAAGGCUCGUGUACCGAUCGUCAAGUACCAUCAUGAGCAUUUGGACCUCGAAAUUGACCUCACGAUGAACAAUACGGCUGGGGUUUACAUGUCCGAGCUGUUGUAUCUGUUCGGACAGCUGGAUGCACGCGUCCGUCCGCUUACGUUCUGCGUGCGCCGUUGGGCACAAUCGGUCGGGCUAACGAAUCAAACGCCGGGCUAUUGGAUAACGAACUUUUCGCUCACCAUGCUGGUCAUGUACUUCUUGCAACAGCUAUCCCGCCCCAUACUGCCAUCCAUCAACCGAUUGAUUCAGCUCAGUGCGGCGGCAUCGUCACAUCAGCAGCCCAGCUCCCCACCGGUCACCCGGUUCGGUGAGGGUGAAGCCGAAUGGGCGUACACGUUCCUGAAAAACCCUUCCAUUUACGGGUCGUUCCGGAGCGACAAUGAGUCAACGCUCGAGCAGCUGUUGAUGGAGUUUUUCGAGUUUUACUCACAGUUUGAUUUUAACCAGCGUGCAAUCAGUCUCAACUUGGGCGCGACCAUCCUCAAACCCGACCACAGCCCCAUGUACAUCGUCAACCCGCUGGAAACGGUGCUGAACGUCAGCAAGAACGUUAAUCUCGAGGAAACGGAACUGUUCCGCAUGCAGGUACGCAAUGCCGUGUGGCUGUUGGAAGCGCACGGGAAAGAAUCUAGCACCGGCACCGGGCCGGGUGCUACCGAACCGUGGGGCCUCGUUAGUUUGUUCGGUCCAAAGCAGCAGCAGCGGAUAACGCCCCAAAUGUUCUUUACCAAGCGUAUGCUUAACGUUAAGGAUAUCUUCGACGAGGUGCCGGUGGAUGAACCGCAGACCACCACCACCCAGUAUCGGAAUACGGCGGUUAAAAACCAAAUCGCUGCCAUACAGCGGACGACAAAGGCAGAAAUACACAAGCUCAGUACGGGCGGGCCUCGGGUGGAUGCGAGGACUUCCAGCACCUCGCUAGAAGGAACGGGCGUAAAGCUAAAGCGAAACACAAAACGACGGUGAUAGUGGCCCGUUGAACCGUGAAAUAUUUGUUUAGAGAGAAGAGGAUUUAAAAUAAAAGAAACCGGAAAUGACACGAAACUUA
Molecule: messenger RNA, 2154 nt
Organism: Anopheles stephensi (Asian malaria mosquito)
Lineage: Eukaryota; Metazoa; Arthropoda; Insecta; Diptera; Culicidae
Gene: MTPAP
Product: poly(A) RNA polymerase, mitochondrial
Exons: 2
Coding region: 156-2072 (638 amino acids)
Biological process (GO): mitochondrial mRNA polyadenylation
Molecular function (GO): poly(A) RNA polymerase activity
Source: RefSeq, a predicted model, not a curated record